This is a messenger RNA of Besnoitia besnoiti, 405 nucleotides long. Its product is annotated as ribosomal protein RPL34. Gene Ontology annotation, cellular component: ribosome; cytosolic large ribosomal subunit. Bases 1 to 405 code for a protein of 134 amino acids. The transcript is spliced from 3 exons. The record is from RefSeq and is a predicted model, not a curated record. Gene Ontology annotation, molecular function: structural constituent of ribosome. Gene Ontology annotation, biological process: ribosome biogenesis; translation. NCBI's taxonomy places the organism in Eukaryota, Apicomplexa, Conoidasida, Eucoccidiorida, Sarcocystidae.
AUGGCGCCUCGUCUGACCUACCGCCGACGCAACCACUACGCCACCGGCUCCAACCGAGUGCGCCGCGUGCGUACUCCGGGAGCCCGAGUUGUUUUCCACAAUGUGGGCAAGCAGCCGUCGCGCCCCAAGUGUGGCAACUGUCACCGUGUUCUACCCGGGAUCCCCGCCGUGGCGCCGCAUAAGAUGAAGCUCUUGAAGAAGAGAGAGAGAACUGUCCACCGUGCAUAUGGAGGCAGCCGAUGCCACACCUGCGUUCGUGAGAGGAUUGUCCGUGCUUUCCUUGUUGAGGAGCAGAAGUGCGUCAAGCAGGUGUUGCAAGUUAAGGAGAAGCAGAAGAAGGACGAGAUGAAGGCGGAAUCCAAGAAGUCAAAGCAGAAGAAGAGCACUAAGACCACCAAGGCUUGA